CUCGGUGCCCGGGGAGCCGCCGCGGGAGCCCGCUGCAGCCGCCGGCAGGUUGACCAGCCUGGAUCACGGCGCUAGGGACCCGAAGCAAGGAUCCUGACUGAUGCCUGUUUAGUACGACCUGACUUCUUGAGGAGAACAAGUAUUUCUCUGAAGGCCUGUCCCCUGAAAGCAGCAGGCAGGACAAUCCUGGCUGGAAAGAAAUACAUGGGACACACAGACAAUUAAAGACUAGACUAGACACUGUGCUUCAAGUUCCAAGAUUUGUGAAGGAAGAAUUGGAUCAAGGAGCCUGAAGACCAUGGAGGGAGACUGUCUGAGCUGCAUGAAGUACCUGAUGUUUCUUUUCAAUUUCUUUAUAUUCCUGGGAGGAGCGUGCCUGCUGGGAGUUGGGAUCUGGGUCAUUGUGGAUCCCACAGGUUUUCGAGAGAUAGUGGCUGCCAACCCUCUGCUCUUCACGGGAGCGUACAUCAUGCUGGCCAUGGGAGCGAUGCUGUUUCUGCUGGGUUUCCUCGGCUGCUGCGGUGCCAUCCGUGAGAACAAAUGCCUCCUGCUUUUUUUCUUCAUGUUUAUUUUGUUAAUCUUCCUGGCAGAGCUUUCAGCUGCAAUCCUGGCUUUUAUCUUCAGAGAAAACCUGACCAGAGAGUUUUUCACCAAGGAGCUGAAGAAGCAUUACGUGAGGAACAACGACACGGACGUCUUCUCUUCCACCUGGAACUCUGUUAUGAUCACAUUUGCCUGCUGCGGAGUGAACGGACCAGAAGAUUUUGAAGCUAUCCCUCAUCUUCCACACUCCUCUGUGGAAAAGGCGACACCGGAGGCUUGUUGCCAGCGAGAGCUCCAGAGCCGGGAAGGGAUGUUUGUCAACAAGGAAGCCUGCCUCACAGGCGUCGAGAGGUUUCAGAACCGACAGGGCUGCUACACUGUGAUCCUGAACUCCUUUGAGACCUACGUGUACCUUGCAGGAGCCCUUGCCAUCGGAGUGUUGGCCAUUGAGCUGUUUGCCAUGGUCUUUGCCAUGUGUCUCUUUCGAGGGAUCCAGUAAGAGGUGGCCCGUGAACCACCACGUUCCCCACGUACGCAGAAGAAAGAAGGAAAAUCAGAAGAAACAAAACCUGAAAACACCCAAAAAACUUUAUUUUUUUUAACAAAAUGGGGUAGGGGGGGAAAAAAAAGAAAAAAAAGAGGGUUGUAAUAUAUGAAUGACCAAAAGGAUUGUACUUCAGGGGCUGGAACUUUGAGGUGAUGUGCACUACACUGUACACCGGACCCUUGCCCAGAGCCACCCGCAGCAGCCGUGGAGCAGGAGCCCAGCGCAGCUGAUUGCACUAGAGACUGACGGAGCCGGCGGGGGAGAGCGCAGCUGCCUCUCCUGCAAGGCCGUGCCUACCGUUCGCAACUUUAUCAUGUUUUAGACAGCAAAGGACUGAAGAACGGCCACGCAGGGGCUGGAUAAGGCAACAGGUUGGCCAAAGUCUGUGACUGUCCAGGUGGGUUUGAAACAAGGAGUGGUGGUGGCUCAUCUCAGAAGUAGGUAGUCGUCGUUCGCGCGAUUCUGGCUUUAAUGCCCAGCCGCAGAAUGAAAACACACGUUCUUCAGUGGAAGCUUUGCCCCUCUCACCUGAAACUGUCAGAGGAGUCAGGCGCUUGAGUGAGGCUGGCUUUUCUCUGGAGCCCCAAGCAGGGCAGCGUGGUCUCACUUAGCAAUGGGACUUGGCUAAGGCUGGCUGAUGGUCAAGAGUUUGGUGCCUACCUUUCUGUGUUUAUUAAGACUUACUGUUCCUUGUUGUGAAAAAGAAAGAGAGCAAAUGGUUCCCUGCUGUGUGCCCAUCUCCUGGGAAAAUUAAUGGCUCUGGUCAAGAAUCAUUGAUACUGCUGCCUACCUGAGAAGGGGAGGAAAUAGUGUUUAAAUCUUGUCAGCCUUUGCCUUUCCCUUCGUACUUGCAAAAAAUGGUUUGUGGUGCUCUGUUAGCAUAAAUAUUUGCAGUGGAUUCCUACAUGCUUUCCAGCCCUAAGGGGAGUUCCAGGCAUGGUGCUGGAUGGAGCAGGCUGCGAUUUGUCAUCCGCUCCUAUGCUGUUUGCCUGAAACAGUCUUGUGGCAUCGUUUCUGCUCAGAGGAUUUCCCCUGACAUCCUUCCGUGGGCUCAUGACGAAAGCAAUUGUUUUAGCCUGCCUGCUAGUUGAGAGUGUUUCCUCCCUUGAGAUAGUUUGACGUUUAACUAAUGUUAUCAUCUACUUCAUCGCUUGGAAGUGAACUUGAUAAAGAUGCCUGGGCCUUGGUCAGAGAUCAAGAUGGGACUGCUGAGGCCCCAGACAGGCUCUAAGAGCCCCCAGCAUGCGGCCAAACCGCUCCAGCCGCUGCGCCAGUGGUUGUGGUUAUCGACCCGGAGAGGUCACUGGUUUCUCUCUGAAAGCCUCAACCUGUUGCCUUAAUUGUUCAUCUGGUCACUCCCUGACCCCAAACUCAUUGUGCUUGGGGGAGGACAGACGGGGCUGUGGUUUCUCGUUCAGCUUAGGUCUUCUUACAGAUUUUAUAGGCUCAGGUUAUGGAGCACUUUUAUAUUGGCUUAAACCAGCCCCCCCCCCCCGAAAGCUGUAACCACAGGCAAGGAAGGAGAGGGGGCAGAAGGCAGCAGCGAGGAGCCGAGCCGUAACCUUGCGCCCAGGUUUGGCAGCAGCCGGUGGGCUUUGCCUGGCCGUUCCCUUACACCGCUGGGGCUGCGUCCCUUCGGCUUGCCCCG
Molecule: messenger RNA, 2738 nt
Organism: Gavia stellata (red-throated loon)
Lineage: Eukaryota; Metazoa; Chordata; Aves; Gaviiformes; Gaviidae
Gene: TSPAN18
Product: tetraspanin 18
Exons: 10
Coding region: 299-1042 (247 amino acids)
Cellular component (GO): membrane
Source: RefSeq, a predicted model, not a curated record